AGAAGAAAAAGGCGGAAGUUAGCAACGCUUCGACAGAAAAAAAGACGAAGGCGACGACGUGUAAUUGAGUUGGAAAGAUUCAAAAUGUUGAAGAGGUUGAUAGAAGAGCGACUAAUGGCGGCGGCUGAUGAAAUAUUCGCGCAGUUCGAAAGAACGAUGACGUCGUACGAGGAGCAGCUUUCUCGAACUCGAGAGGAGAAGGAGCGAUAUCGACAACAACUGGAAGCUGUUGCUAGCCAGACUGGAAUUAUUCUACAAACUCCAGACAUCCAGCAGCUAAUUGGUCAUCAGGAAGAGCGUCUCCCUCAACUAACAGAAGGGAGCACCACUUUGAAGCAGGAAGAGCCACCGUCCUCCCACAUAAAAGAGGAAGAGGAGGAACUCCAUAUACCUCAGGAGGGAGUGUGCCUUCUAGGUCCAGAGGAGGCUCACCUUACGGAUGUUUCUGUAAAGACCGAAAACGAUGAAGAGCAACCACAAGCAGACAACCUCUUAGCUCCACUAUCAGAUAGUGAUGACAUAACGUCACACUCUCCUGAAGAUGAAGACCGAUUCGAUGCCCAAGAGCCUUCGAGCAGCGAUACAGACUGUGAAGGUGAUAUGAAGACUCACACAGGCAACAAACAUUCUGAAAAGUCCAAAAAAAAGCCAAGUAAAAAUCGGUUUGCUUGCUCAUUUUGUGCUAAAGGUUUUUUUUAUAGGAGCUAUUUGGCUCGACAUAUGAGAACGCACACAGGAGAAAAACCCUUUAAAUGUUCGAUUUGUGAUAAAAGAUUCUCUCACAAUGUCUCUGUGGUGUCCCACAUGAGAACACACACGGGAGAAAAACCUUUUACAUGUUCCGUUUGUCAUAAAACAUUCUCUCUUCAGAUACACAUGUCGACACACAUGAGAAUACACACACGGGAAAAACCUUAUAGAUGCUCGGUUUGUGACAAAAGAUUCACUCAAAGGCCACACAUGCUAUCACACAUGAGAAAGCACACAGGGGAAAAACCUUUCAGCUGCUCGGUUUGUGAUAGAAGAUUCACUCAAAAGGCACAUAUGCUAGCACACAUGAGAAAACACACUGGAGAAAAACCUUUUAGUUGCUCCAAUUGCGUUAAAAGGUUUUCUCGUAAAAGUGAUUUCACUCGACACAUGAGAACACACACUGGAGAAAAACCCUUUAGUUGUUCAGUGUGCGAUAAACGAUUUACUCAGAAAGAAACUGUGGACUCGCACAUGAGAACACACACAGGAGAAAAACCCUUUAAGUGUUCAAUCUGCGAUAAAAGGUUCACUAACAAUGCGUCACUCUUGUCGCACAUGAGGACGCACACUGGAGAAAAACCCUUCAGAUGUUCCGUUUGUCUUAAGACGUUCUCACACAGCGGAACGAUGGUAUCGCACAUGAGAACACACACAGGUGAAAAGCCUUUUAGUUGUUCAGUUUGUGGUAGAGGAUUUGCUCAAAAGUCGAACAUGGCAUCGCACAUGAAAACACAUGCAGGAGAAAAAGCCUUUCGGUGUUCACAUUGCACGAAAACAUUCACUCUGCACGAAACCUUGAUGUUACACCUGCGGACACACAAUGUAGAGUAAACGUCAUGUUGAGUUUCUGCAAAAGAAUUGUCAAAACAUAAAAGUAUUAUGUUAAGUGUAAUGAUCACACAUGAGGACUGAUUAGUCACCUAGAAUUGUAUGAUCUGUUGGGUGUAUAAUACCAGAUUCCCCCAUGAGUUCCAAGUUAGUGUGCCGCUAAGAACAGCAGUACCCAACUUUAGAUUCUGACCUUUUCACUAUCUCAGGCUGAUUGGUUGAGAAGAAAAUUAAUGAUUAAAUGUUGACAAUGUUUUGUCAACAGGGGUGCCCAAAAAGUAUAUCCACAUAGGAAUUGGGAUUCUUAUUCGGAAAAUAUCUCUGAAUCCAUCCAAAAUGUGCGCUUAUUUGCUGCGUCAGGUAAUGGUCUACGCCGAGUUUUGCCCCAGCAAGUGGUGGGUCCAGCGAGCUGCUAAAAUGAGCAAGCUAGCUUCAGAUAUGGUUAAUGUUUCUGCAUGAACGAGAAAGAAAUACAGUCAGCAACAUCUACGCUGAGGCCAACUAUUCAGGCGCACUUUGGAUUCUCUGAAGGAGAGGCAAUAUGGCCUAAAGUCUAGAUCACAAUAUAUAUUAAACCUUCUCCAAUAGUGAUGUAUAUAACAAUAUAUAAAUGGCACCAAAACUAUUUCAAAAGGGGUUAAAAAGGCUCCUAAUUUGGCUGACCAACUGUGCGGUAAAUUUCUGGUUGAAUUAUUUUGUCAAAGCUAUUAUCAAUCUCCUUGUUAUUUUACUGUUAAAUAUGUAUGUUCACCUUCAUUAAAUAUGCGAUACCUGAAGUGGUGGUCAAGCGUUUGGGCGACAUUUUGCCUUUCUCGAUGAAAAAUGCCCCACAAUUGCAUUUUUUUAGGCUGUUGGACCAGUUCAAAUCGCGAAAAGGAUACAAGUUUCUUUAAAGUACCUCGAGAGGUAAUCAAGAAGGGCAAACGAGUGCAAGAUUUUACAGGGAAAACCAAGCAAACUUGCAACAAUUGAUUGAUUGAUUGAGACUUUUAUUAGUAGAUUGCAAAGUGUAGUACAUAUUCCGUACAAUUGACCACUAAAUGGUAACACCCGAAUAAGUUUUUCAACUUGUUUAAGUCCACGGUAAUCAAUUCAUGGUAAACAUGGUAAACAACUAGGCAACAUGGCCAAAACUUUCCGUCUUCUUCCACAACCAGCCAGGUCUUCAGUGGUGUCUCCGAUGAUCUUUAUGAGUGGUUAUCAUUAUGAAAAAAUGGAAAAAUAGCAAAUUAAGGCUAUCGAGUGCGACUUGCAGUUUGUUUUCUCCUCGCGAGUCGCAAAGUUAAAUCAUGAAAGGCAAACUUCCCCGAGCAAAAAAACGAUGCAUAAUUAAUUUGUUUGACCCAGGCGCACACACAGAAAGCUUAGACCUCCAUGCUUUUCCAAGUUUUCAUCUGUGUUGCCGGGUAGAAUAUGGAGCACCAGAUAGUUCAACCCGUCUGGGAGCACAACCGACGGUUCACUCGACAAACCUUUUUUUUUUGAUAACGUAUAGCAGUGGUUCUCAAAUGGGGGUACGCGUACCUCUGGGGGUACUUGAAGGUAUGCCAAGGGGUACGUGAGAUUUUUUUUAAAAUGUCUGUCAAAAAGAACUGUGAAAAGAAAUGCAACAAUGCAAUAUUCAGUGUUGACAGCUAGAUUUUUUGUGGACAUGUUCCAUAAAUAUUGAUGUUAAAAAUUUCUUUUUUUGUGAAGAAAUGUUUAGAAUUAAGUUCAUGGAUCUCUAUUACAAUCCCCAAAGAGGGCACUUUAAGUUGAUUACUUCUAUGUGUAGAAAUCUGUAUUUAUAAUUGAAUCACUUGUUUAUUUUUCAACAAGUUUUUAGUUAUUUUUAUAUAUUUUUUUCCAAAUAGUUCAAGAAAGACCACAACAAAUGAGCAAUAUUUUGCACUGUUAUGCAAUUUAAUAAAUCAGAAACUGAUUACAUAGUGCUGUAUUUUACUUCUUUAUCUCUUUUUUUCAACCAAAAAUGCUUUGCUCUGAUUAGGGGGUACUUGAAUUAAAAACAUUUUCACAGGGGGUACAUCACUGAAAAAAGUUUGAGAACCACUGACGUAUAGGGAUCGAUUCCAUUGCAUUGUUAGAUUUUAUUUAUUUUUUGCUCAUAUCUGCUUUAGCGGUAAGAUCUAGGCCUCUUGCGUACUCCGCACAGUAGUCAUAUUGGUUUGGUUGACCACCACUUUGUUCGCUUGAAGUAAACAUCUCAGAAAAAGUCACGUGAUUGAAUACAAAGAAUACAUUGGUUACUUUUUUGUUAUAACCUUUUUAUAUCUACACUUUUUGUUUAAAUGUAUUAAGCACUUAUUUUACGUUAGGGUUAGGCAAUAACACAAAUGUGGCUAUUGUUUCAGCACCGAGUAGUUAUAGGGGCAGUGUUGGUCAUACUAAAGUUGAUACUGUCAGGUUCAAACACUGAUAUCUAUUAAAUAAGACAAGAGGCAAAGAAUUAAACAGAGGAAGAAUGCAAUUUGGACUCAAUUGAGGAGAGUCGCCUGUACACUGUACCCUUGUACAGUAUCUCAGCACGCUCUGGUGAAAGAUUGUACUCCUCCUUCUUUAUUUGACUUACUCCGACCACAUGACCACAGCUGCUUCCAGAGGGAAGUGGGUCGUAAACAGCGUUGCCUUUGGUUACCGAACAGUUCAAAAGAAGAGGUCGUAAAAUAGUUCAAAAAGACGUUCGUAAAACAGUUCAAAAAAGGAGAUGCAAGAAGAGGUCGCCUGGAGGAGAGUCUGGUCCUGCUUCCUCUCCGCUUUGAAGUCCUUGGGUUAGAACAAUAUAUUUCUGUUGAUUACCAUACAUGAAAGAAAACAGAACACCUUAAUUUUGCUCCCCCCCCCUACACAGUGGAGUUUUACGAGCCUUACUCUUGGUAGGUUCCAAAGACAGCUUCUGUCUUCUCACCAGACACUCAAAGUUUUUGUGAUAACAUACAAACAAUUAUUCUAACAUACUGAUUCUUCAAAUUUUUAAGUUCAAAUUUUUGAUCACAAUUUUAUCCAUCCAUCUAUCCAUUUUGUACCGCUUGUCUCCAGGGCCAAUUUAGUGUUGCCAAUCAACCUAUCCCCAGGUGCACGUCUUGAUCGGACAAAACACACAACAUGACGCACAAAAAUAGUGUAGCAUGUUAGGCUGUUCGCGUGGUUUGCUUGUCGCUGUCAAAUUUGCGAGAAAAAGAAUGUCACCGACACGCAUCGUCGCAAUAUGACGUCCGUAUCAAAACCUCUUAUCAUCAGCCGAAUGUUUUAUCGCACAACCCUAAAAAACAUACAAAGAGCGGUCAAUUGCUUACCAAAAAAAAAUAAAAAUAAAUACAGCAUCAUCUCACCGACAUAACACAACCCAUGUCCAAAACUCAAACUCAACCGUACGUUUCUGGCCUUCACAAUAAAAGUCCUGCAUGCUGCAUCCUCUCUAACAGAAUAAAAGUCCCAGAAAAGAACCUUACACAAGCUACGAUGUUACCUGAUAUGAACAUAAGUAAGAAACUUAAACCCUUAAACACUUUAAAAAAAAAGACCCCCAAUGUCACAUUCAAAGUUAUCAGCAACUACUGAUUCUAUUCAUUGGCACCCUUUGCUACUAAAGAGUAAUGAUCGUGAAUUGAGAAUCCAUUUUGAGUUGAAUCGUCACCCCAAGAAUUGUAAGUUAUUAUAUUUACAUCCCUUGUUGUUAAUAUUGUAAUACAUUUUAAAUAAGAUAUUUGCUUCUCUACUUGUACCAUUUUGUUUGGGUUGUGAUGCGCACAAUCUUUGUAAUAAAGAGUAUUUUGAUUGUG
This is a messenger RNA of Entelurus aequoreus (snake pipefish), 5360 nucleotides long. RefSeq names its product gastrula zinc finger protein XlCGF57.1-like. Gene Ontology annotation, molecular function: RNA polymerase II cis-regulatory region sequence-specific DNA binding; DNA-binding transcription factor activity. Gene Ontology annotation, biological process: regulation of transcription by RNA polymerase II. Bases 85 to 1584 code for a protein of 499 amino acids. The record is from RefSeq and is a predicted model, not a curated record. The transcript has 2 exons. Lineage: Eukaryota; Metazoa; Chordata; Actinopteri; Syngnathiformes; Syngnathidae.